UCCGAAUCUGAUUUCAUUCAUGUCUUGGAUGGAGCAUAGUAGUACGUUUCGUGAAUUGAUCAAAGUAGGACUUUGAGAGAAUUGUUGAAGUUCUUACGCAAUUUCCUUAUUGAGCUAUACGUAAGCAGUGACUUUCAUCUGAGAAAGAUUUCAAAUUAAUUUUAUUUUUGAACUUUAAUACCAAUUGUUUAAAAGAAUAACAAAACCAUGUAUAUCGAAGGCAUUACCGUUUUAGUGAUUUUCAAUUUUUGUGUCAGCACCAGACUACCUCUGGAAGUUUUUCAAAGAUAUCCUACGGAACAUCACCAUCAUAAUCAUAAAAAUCAUUUGAACAGUGCAAAUUUCCAUAGAAAAAAACUACAAGACCUCACAUCAAUGAAAGUGUUAUAUCAAGUCGGUACGUCCGAAGAUGAUCUUCCAGAGUGCAACACUAGAUCAAUCUGCAACAAAGUGGACCUAUACGACUCUCCGUGGGUAGAAAAGCAAUGCAGGUGUACAGGUGGAAAAACAUGUCCCAUGGAUCUUUCAACUGACGAUGAUCGUACUUUUGUUGAAAAAACCAGACAAUAUAAAGUUUGCGAACCUAUUAAAAAAUUGCCGAAAUGCAAAUAUUUCCGGGAUACGACCUGGUCGAUUACUUUGUACCAGAACAACGUUACAGAUCAAGUAAUUCACUGUCACUGCCCGAAGAAUUCCUUAACGUACCUAAACAAGAGAAGCGUACAACAUUUGCCAAAUGGUCAACUAGCAUUUCAGUACCUCUUCUCAUGCUCUCCGCAAGCGAGACUAAGAUGCCAGCGAAAGGAACCUUGUCGCUUGUUUACAGUCCGCAAACGUCAAGAAUUCUUGGACGAAGUGAAUGUAAACACCCUGUGCCAAUGCCCCCAUGCUCACAGAUGCCCGCACCACCACACGGACUAUGGCGUGAUCUCCGUGAAAAGCUUUAGCGAAGACAUUAUUAAAACCUACAGCGGGUACUGUCUUCCUUCGUAAUGCCUCACUAGAUGUCGCCGAGCGACUAGUUUGGUACUAGCUGGUAGAGCUUGUUGCGUUUCAAAUUUUGUGCCUAUGAGAGAUUUUAUAUUAUAUUACUUGUUAGUGUGAUGGUUUUUUUAAUUUGUUGUUUUUGGUAUACAUGUCGCAAUAUUUAUAAAUAUUCAUAUUAAGAUUGUAUGGUCGCAGAAUGCUUCAGCCACAUACCAAAUUUUACCUGAUUCAAAUCCAUCAAAUAAUAAAUAAAAUCCCAAUGUUUCUUCUAUAAUUUCACAGAAUAUGAGGAUUAUACUGCGACUAUGUUAAAAUGUACUACAAAAUAAUGUUACUUAUAAAACUACUAUAUUCUUGUUUUUGUUACUUAAUAAUAUUAGGUAAUGCCACUCUUGCAGUUGUCAUUUCUGUAGGGCUUUAGUCAUAAUUUAUUUAUAGAUACACACAAUGUAAGUAGUAUAACACGUACACCUAUAAUUGCUCACAAUGCCCAGAAUGGUAGAACUUUUCUAAGAUAAUACACAUUCCGUUUUAAAGGCUUUAAAAAAAUAGUAUUUUCUCUAUAUUUAUUGGUAUUUAUUUGAGACAGAAAAGCCAAUAUGGCGUCUAAGCGUAUUUAUUUUUUAAGGUUCAAACUUUUGUAAAUAGCUCCUUUUUAUAUUAGAAUUAUGUAAAGAGGAAGGUAAUAAGCCAUAAAUUUCGAAGUUUAAAACAAAACUGGUAAAUUCAAAGUCUUGUAAAUCGCAAACUUUCAGAUUAUCUUGAAAAAAAGAUAUAGACUUUGAUACACGUCUACUCAAGCAAAGCUUUACUUUGAUGUCUCUUGGGAAAUUAUACAUCAUAAAUCACUCUUUGAUUAUGUAAAAAAUAUAUUUGUAUUUUAGGUUCACCCAAGAAGACGCAUUUUAAGAUUCGGUACCUUCUUUUAACAAUGGUUUGAUAGGUAGAUGUUAAACAUAUAGUUUAAUUUAAUGCAGUUUAAAGUUCUAUUGUUUUAGUUUUACUGUCAAAAUGUACAAAAUAUAUUAGCAUUUUUUUUAA
Messenger RNA from Ceutorhynchus assimilis (cabbage seed weevil), 2028 nucleotides. The record is from the annotation of a GenBank genome assembly. NCBI's taxonomy places the organism in Eukaryota, Metazoa, Arthropoda, Insecta, Coleoptera, Curculionidae.